AUGUCUCCUAGUAGUACCCAUGUGCAACCUUCUCAUGUCAAGGCACUUGGCCUUCCGCCAAACACUUCCUGCCUACUCGUCAAGACACGUAUCAUCCUCAUAGAGCCCAUUGCGCUGCCCACACUUCAGCCUGACGGUGUGCUUGUCAAGGUUAUUUCCAAUGGCAUUUGUGGCUCCGAUAUGCACGCCUACUUGGCUGGGGGUGUUGGCGGUCGCCCCAUAGUAGAGCCUACUGUCAUGGGCCACGAGGCCGCUGGAGAGGGUUGCAAGUAG
Molecule: messenger RNA, 273 nt
Organism: Pestalotiopsis fici W106-1
Lineage: Eukaryota; Fungi; Ascomycota; Sordariomycetes; Amphisphaeriales; Sporocadaceae
Exons: 2
Coding region: 1-273 (90 amino acids)
Biological process (GO): D-sorbitol catabolic process
Molecular function (GO): L-iditol 2-dehydrogenase (NAD+) activity
Source: RefSeq, a predicted model, not a curated record